AAACUAAUAGAGGAGCACCAUGCGGAAGCUUUACAGUGUGAUAGCCUCGGAAAUACGGCCUUGCAUUACUGCGUUCGUCCUCGCUCGAAAAAAGGAAUGGGCCCGGUACAGCAGCAAAAACUUAUGAUAGAGUACUUGAUUGAACGCGGAGUGUCGGCUAGCAAACCGAAUAAAGCGGGAGAGUCUGCAAUGUGGCAAGCGGGGAAUUGUUGUCGUAACAUGAAGAACCUUUUUGAAUUCAUUCUUGAAGCGACGGAUAACUUUACUAAUGCUCAUUAA
Perkinsus marinus ATCC 50983 is the source of this 279-nucleotide messenger RNA. RefSeq lists its product as hypothetical. Lineage: Eukaryota; Perkinsozoa; Perkinsida; Perkinsidae. The annotation marks the transcript as partial. The record is from RefSeq and is a predicted model, not a curated record. The transcript is spliced from 2 exons.